AUGACUUGCAGUGCCCAAAACCGCGCCGCGCGCAGUUCUAGCUGUUGCCCCUGCCACGUGGCUUGGCUGAGAGUGGACACGCAGACUAUUCUCACCAUCGCCUCCCACAUCAUCACCAAGAACCACCGCAUCGGCGUCUCCCACAGCGACCACCGCACGUGGUACCUCCACAUAAAGGAAGUUCGGGAAUCAGACCGUGGCUGGUACAUGUGCCAGAUCAACACAGACCCCAUGAAGAGCCAAUUAGGCUUUUUAGAAGUUGUUGUGCCGCCGGACAUCCUGGACUACCCCACGAGCACGGACAUGGUGGUGCGCGAGGGCUCCAAUGUGACGCUGCGCUGCGCCGCGACGGGCUCCCCGCAGCCCAACAUCACGUGGCGGCGCGAGGCCGGCGAGAGCAUCCCCAUGCCCAGCGGCCAGGAAGUGGUGAGCGUGGACGGCCCGGUGUUCACGAUCAGCCGCGUGAACCGCUUGCACAUGGGCGCCUACCUGUGCAUCGCCUCCAACGGCGUCCCGCCCACCGUCUCCAAGCGCAUCAUGCUCAUCGUGCACUUUCCGCCAAUGAUCUGGAUCCAAAACCAACUGGUCGGCGCGUACGAGGGGCAGCGCAUGACCCUCGAGUGCAACUCGGAGGCAUACCCGCGCUCCAUCAACUACUGGACGAGGGAAAAAGGCGAAAUCAUCGCCCAAGGCAAGUUGGACCGUAGAACCCGUGGCUGGGAAUUUGUGUGUAUUCUGUUACGAACAAUAACAAGGUGUCUCAAA
This is a messenger RNA of Gryllus bimaculatus (two-spotted cricket), 765 nucleotides long. Lineage: Eukaryota; Metazoa; Arthropoda; Insecta; Orthoptera; Gryllidae. The record is from the annotation of a GenBank genome assembly.